This is a messenger RNA of Caenorhabditis elegans, 1723 nucleotides long. It is a transcript of the gene lpd-7, whose product is annotated as Pescadillo homolog. Gene Ontology annotation, cellular component: nucleoplasm; preribosome, large subunit precursor; nucleus. Lineage: Eukaryota; Metazoa; Nematoda; Chromadorea; Rhabditida; Rhabditidae. Gene Ontology annotation, biological process: ribosomal large subunit biogenesis; maturation of LSU-rRNA from tricistronic rRNA transcript (SSU-rRNA, 5.8S rRNA, LSU-rRNA); maturation of 5.8S rRNA from tricistronic rRNA transcript (SSU-rRNA, 5.8S rRNA, LSU-rRNA). Gene Ontology annotation, molecular function: ribonucleoprotein complex binding. The transcript is spliced from 4 exons. The record is from RefSeq and is marked reviewed. The coding region runs from base 5 to 1600 and encodes 531 amino acids.
CAGAAUGAAGGACCGAUUCAAACAAAAGUACACAGCCGGAGCUGCCGUGGCAUAUAUGUCACGGAAACAAGCAUUGAAGAAGCUUCAACUUACACUGAAGGACUUCCGCCGACUUUGUAUUAUUAAGGGAAUCUACCCACACGAACCGGCCCACAAGAAGCAAGCAAACAAGGGUUCAACUGCAAAUAAGGUGUUCUAUUAUCGCAAAGACAUCAAUUUUCUCGCCCACGAACCCAUCAUCAAUAAGUUCAGAGAUUAUAAGGUGUUCCUGCGUAAAUUGAAUCACUUGAAAGCAAAGAAGGAAGAGGAUAAACUCAAGAAGUUGUACGAAAACAAGCCAGUCUAUAGUCUGGACACUAUCGUCAAGGAACGCUUCCCAACAUUUGGAUCAGCUCUCAGAGAUAUGGAUGACGCCUUGUCCCUUUGCUUCACAUUCGCUAUGCUUCCACAUACUCGUGUUCUCAAAGAAGGAAUGAUUGACAGUUGCCGAAAACUCACUGCGGAGUUCAUGCACUAUGUGAUUGAAUCGCAAUCUCUUCGCAAUACCUUCAUCUCGAUCAAGGGAAUUUACUAUCAAGCGGAGGUACAUGGAGAGAAAAUCACUUGGGUUGUUCCACACGAGCGUGGUCUUCCACAUGUCACCGAUGUUGAUUUCACAGUCCUCGUGACUUUCGUCGAGUUUUACAUUGCCAUGUUGGGGUUUGUCAAUUUCAAGCUCUAUCAAGACAUCGGACUCUUCUACCCACCACAGAUCGGGCAAGUCGUGAAAACUGAUGAAAUGGAGACUGAAGAAUACAAAGAAAAGGUGUACAGUUUGGCGAAACCAUUGGCUAAGAGAAAGGAUGUUGAGCAGGCUGAAGACGAUGAGCCGUUGGACCUUCUUGGUGAAGACUCUGAUGCACUCGCGCAAAAAGUCAGAGAAGCAAAAAGCAUCAAGACUAUGUUCAAAGGUUGCGUUUUCUACUUGAAUCGAGAGUGCCCAAAAGAAGCACUCACUUUUAUUAUUCGUAAUGGAGGUGGAAUUGUUGGAUGGGAAGGAGGCCCUACAGAUCUCAAGGCCGACAGUAAAAAUAUCAGUCACCACGUUGUCGAUCGGCCAAUGGACAAGCUGGAGGUGAAUAGACUUUAUGUACAGCCACAGUGGGUGUUCGAUUGUCUGAAUGCUCGCAGGAAGCUGCCUACGGAAAGAUACAUGCCAGGAGUAGCUCUUCCGCCACAUUUCUCACCAUUUACAUCUGAGAAGGCUGGAGACUACAUUCCGUUCGAAAGAUUGGAAGAACUCAGAAGCAUGGGCAAAGACGUGUCUGAUCUCGAAGCAGCAAUUCCGAAGACGAUGGACGAGUUGCCAAUGCGAAGAAAGGAGGUGAAACCAGAAAAACCAAAGGGUAUUCACAUUGCUGUUGGUCAAAUGCACAAGAAGAGCAAAGAGAAGUUCCACGAGACUGUCGAGAAGGGACAGGAGUUGAAGAUGCGCGAAUUGAUGAUUUCCAAGAAGCACCAACGAGUGUACCACAGUAUGAAGACCACGUUCAAACGCAAUCGCAACGACGCUUUGAAAUUGAAGAAGAAGGCCAAGUUGGCAAAGGCAACAGAGGCAUAAAUCAUAUGCAAGUUGUGUUCUCUCGUUUUGUUUUGUUGAAAUUGUUGAUUUUAUCUCUUUUAAUAAUCCAUCUUUGUUUUGUUACCAUUAUUAUGCCCAUUAUCAUUGAUAAAUGACGUUCGG